Molecule: messenger RNA, 1579 nt
Organism: Aspergillus uvarum CBS 121591
Lineage: Eukaryota; Fungi; Ascomycota; Eurotiomycetes; Eurotiales; Aspergillaceae
Exons: 1
Coding region: 197-1363 (388 amino acids)
Molecular function (GO): protein binding
Source: RefSeq, a predicted model, not a curated record
GUGUUUUCUAGUCAACGGCUGAUUGUAAUCCACCACCUACCACAACAGAAUAACGAAAAGUCGCCCUUUAGGAUAUCACCGCUCUUCUUCUAAAGACCAUCGUGUCUACUUCUACUCUGGGCCCUCUGCCCAGUUACCCAGAAUCUACAUUCGUUACAAGUCCAGAAUUUACGGUCGCCAAUUCAGAGCCCUAUCGAUGCGAUCCUUCUUCAACAAGCCAUCUUGGGCAAGCAGGGGAGACGAAACUCAAGAUCUCAAGUUUUACCAACAUGCUAGUCUAGUGUACAAUGACAUAGUUUCCGCGAAUCAGGAUGCGCGACGUGCCAACCAAAUCCAAGAAACCGAAACCAAACGGCGACGUGCACCCAUUGAGAAUCAUGGUGGUGACACAUUACCGCUGGGGACCUGCAAACCCUCUGACGAAUCUCUCAGUCAUCAAUCGCCGUCCGAGGGCAACGCUUCCAAUCGCAGAUCUGUACAACGAAGUGAAGAUCAGCUAGACAGCCAAGCUCCAGAUGCUUUACCGCACGGACCAGGAGUGACAGAUCCCAAUGGUAUUGACCACUUGAUGCCUGGGUUGGCGUCAAUAUCUCGGAACGAGAUUGUAACUACUGGCACAUCGGCUGUAAAGAACCUUAGUGGAGGCAAGAGAAUUUGCAUUGAUGACUCUCAAUUCUCGAAUAGGCUGAGCCCUACUAAACCCCACUUGACUCUCAGCAAGAAGCUUACACCAUCCGAAGAUACGAUAGUCCAGAUCCUUAUCACCUCGAAAAUCAGUAACACCAAGCCGCUCAUAGUUCGCCGAAAAAUGCAUCAGCCGCUGAAAGAUGUGCGCCUUGCAUGGUUGAAACGUCAAGACCUACCGAAGGGACUCGAGUCUUCUAUCUUCCUGACUUGGAAAGGGAAACGGCUUUUCGAUGUCACCACAUGUCGCAGUCUGGGAAUGGGACCCAAGGGUCGCCGUGCGCUUGGGUCUGUUGCCUGUGAUUCUCUACGAAGUGACAGUUCGGACCUGCAAAUUCACAUGGAAGCCGCUACUGAAAAUCCUCUUGAUCUUGACAGUAGUCAGUCAUUGUCUUCCGCCAAGCCAGCGCCAGCGCCAGCGCCAGGCAUAGACUUCGACAGCGGCGAGCGAUGUUCAAAAGAUAUCGUUUUGAAGGCCCCGGGGCUAGCUGAUCUUAGAUUGAGAGUGAGUCUCCAAAUGCAGGUCUCACGGCUGAUCCGCCUAUUUCGCGAUGCGAGACAGAUCUCACUGGAGCAUGAGGUUUACCUUGUAUUUGAUGGUGAACGCUUAGACCUCGGACAUGCUCUUGAAGACUAUGAUCUUGCAAAUGAUGAUCUCCUGGAUGUAAUAGUCAAGUGACAAUUUUCGGUGAUCACAAACUUAUUACUCUUAUGACGUUUGCACGUUCCAUGUAACGGCAAUAUGUAUAGCACGCGAUGAGCAUACUCAAGUUCGGAGAAAUCGGAGAAGCACGUAGUUAAAAUGGUGGAAGAAUUCUCUUCUCCUGUAUUUCAUCAGGUCUCCUCGGGUAGCUUUGGGCGAGAGAGAUGGUCCAGCAAUUCGUGUAUACUGUUG